CAUCGCAUCCCCACCAAAGCAUUCCACAAAAUUCAGCAAGCAAUCCAACGCAGUCCAACCCGAGGAGAUCGACCGAGCUCGAGAAUGGCGGGCAUGGUGUUCGGCUUGGAUGCCCCGAUGAUGGCCGCCCUGCAGCACCUGCUGGACAUCCCGGACGGCGAGGCCGGAGCUGCCGCCGGCGAGAAGCAGGGCCCGACGCGCGCCUACGUCCGCGACGCGCGCGCCAUGGCGGCCACCCCCGCCGACGUGAAGGAGCUGCCGGGCGCGUACGCGUUCGUGGUGGACAUGCCGGGGCUCGGGUCCGGCGACAUCAAGGUGCAGGUGGAGGACGAGCGGGUGCUGGUGAUCAGCGGCGAGCGGCGGAGGGAGGAGAAGGAGGACGCCAAGUACCUGCGGAUGGAGCGCCGCAUGGGCAAGCUGAUGCGCAAGUUCGUGCUGCCGGAGAACGCCGACAUGGAGAAGAUCUCCGCCGCGUGCCGCGACGGCGUGCUCACCGUGACCGUCGACAAGCUGCCGCCGCCCGAGCCCAAGAAGCCCAAGACCAUCCAGGUCCAGGUCGCCUGAGAUGCAUCGUGUGCGCGUCGAAUCGAAUCAGAGUGUGAGUGGGUAGCGAGUUUCCUGUGAUGAGUGAUGGGAGUGUCUGUCCUUUGAUUUCAUCUACUAGUAGUAUGGUUAUCUGAGGGAGAGGGUGUGUACUGUCUGUUCGUGCGUACUGGUGGUUGUUUGAUGUUUCGUUAAUGGAAAUGGGGAUGAUCUCCGGCCUCGCCUGAAUAAAACAUGCGAACCUUAA
Triticum urartu is the source of this 790-nucleotide messenger RNA. RefSeq names its product 17.5 kDa class II heat shock protein-like. NCBI's taxonomy places the organism in Eukaryota, Viridiplantae, Streptophyta, Magnoliopsida, Poales, Poaceae. The record is from RefSeq and is a predicted model, not a curated record.